AAUGAGUUUAAUAGUGUUAUUCGCAUUAUUCAUUUUUGGUAAUUGCGAUUAAAAGGAAGCAGGAUUGUAGAAAGUGAAAGUUUAAGUAGCUACAGUAUUGGAUGGAUAUUAUAAAGAAUUCGAUGGAGUAUUGUGUUAUUCAGAGAAAUAUAAUUAAUUUGUGAUUUAUCAUGAGAGAUCUAAAGCUAAAAGUAAUUGAUAAUUACAAUGUUUUAGAUUUAAAGGAAUUAUUUCCUGAGACUGAUUUCUUUUUGUAAUUUGGAAUGAAUGGAAAUGCAGUAGGAUUAAGUCUCUAGAAUUUUGUUCCAUAAAUAAUAAUUAAUGAAGAGCAAUUUAAGAGUGUAGUAUUGACAGUAAAACCUGAAGUAAAGAAAGGUAAGAGAGUAUAUAUAUAAUUUAUUAGGGACUACUUUAUAAAUUGCUUUUGUAUCAGCAGAUUACGAAGGUGAACAAGAGAGAUUUAUUAAUCUUUUAGAGAAUGGAAUAAGUACUUAUAAACCAAUCAGUGAAACUCAAUUGAAUUUUGCAGCAAUGCAAUUUGAGCAUAAGUUUAUAUAAUAUGUGAAAAAGAUGCAUGAUGAGUUGUGAU
Molecule: messenger RNA, 589 nt
Organism: Paramecium pentaurelia
Lineage: Eukaryota; Ciliophora; Oligohymenophorea; Peniculida; Parameciidae
Source: the annotation of a GenBank genome assembly